Molecule: messenger RNA, 2104 nt
Organism: Ochlerotatus camptorhynchus
Lineage: Eukaryota; Metazoa; Arthropoda; Insecta; Diptera; Culicidae
Product: CDK5RAP3-like protein
Exons: 3
Coding region: 55-1557 (500 amino acids)
Biological process (GO): regulation of mitotic cell cycle; regulation of cyclin-dependent protein serine/threonine kinase activity
Cellular component (GO): endomembrane system
Source: RefSeq, a predicted model, not a curated record
UUUGGUUUCACCUUUUACUUCGUACGAGCUGAAAUUUAAUUCUCUUCCGAUACAAUGAACGAAGCGGACAUCCCGAUCGAUAUCCACGCUGGCAAACUUCAGGACUGGCUCGUAUCGAGACGAAUCGUGAACAAAAAUUGGCAUAUGCAUGUUCGCGAAGUUCGCAGCAAAAUCAGCAAUGCCCUGACCGAUAUGCCAGCUCACGACGGGCUGGUGCAGCUGUUGAAGGGAGCUCAUAUCAACUACUUUCACUGUCAGCAGAUCAUUGACAUUCUUAAGACGACGGAAGCCGAUACCAAGAAUGUGUUCGGACGAUACGGAAGCCAGCGGAUGAAGGACUGGCAGGAGAUUCUGAAGCUGUACGAGAAGGAUAGUUUAUAUUUGGCAGAAGCAGCCCAGAUCUUGGUUCGGAACAUAAACUACGAAGUGCCUGGGAUUCGAAAGCAAAUUAAAAACUUUGAGCAGCUGGGUGAUGAAGCGGAGAAAAAAAUUGAAGACCUCAAGCGAUCGGAGAAUGUUGUUCUGGGGGAGUACCAUAGUCUGUGUAAACAGUUGGGUAUCGCUGGGGAGAACGUACGGCAGGAGCUGGUGACAAAGGUGGGUGAGCUUCCGAAGAUGUUGAAUGAAAUUGCCGGCACGGUUUCGGCGCUCAAGAAGGCGAUAGAACUCUACAGUGCCUUUAUGGGAAAUGAAGGAUGCUUACCAGUGUUGCGACAUGUUGCGACGUCUGGUAAUACGACGGUGUACGAGUUCUUGUACUCGGAAUCACCGCUGUCGAUCGAGGAACCACCGGUCAAGUUUGAAUUGGAAGAAGAAGCUGCACCGGGAGAGAUAGAUUUCGGUGAUGACGGCGGUGCUAUUGAUUUUGGCAAUGGCGGAAUUGACUUCGGUGCGGUGGACGGAGGAGAUGUCAAUCUGGAGGUGGGUGAUAUUGAUUGGGGAGCUCCGGAGGAGGCAGCGGCGAAUGCGAAUGAGAUCGAUUUCAAUAUUUCCCUGGAAGAGAGCGGAAUAGUCGUUGAAGGUGAUGGAAAUGCUGGGGGUGUGGCGAAGGGUGACGAGUCGUAUAGUAUUUUCGAUUCACCUGUUUAUAGGGAAAAAUUGAUUAACGAGCUGUUGGAGUUGGAGGCAUUCCUUAAGAUGAGACUGUAUGAGUUGAGUACUGCUGAUAAGGUUCAGAUCCUAUCACUAACGAUGAUGGACAAUUUCCCAGAUCAUGAUACCAAGAGCCUAUCGCAGAUGCUGGUACAAGUUGAUGUCAUCUAUGGCAAAACUAACAGCCCGCUUAUUCAGCAUUUACAUCAGAUUAAACAUUCGUCAAAGUACGUGGAUAUUCUUACCUCUAAGUUGAAGCAAAAACUGGUAGCUAUAGACAAAAUGAAAGAUACGGAAAAGCUAAUGAAAAAUAAAUCGAUCAGCUUCCGUCAGCAGAGCGUUGAUCUAAAGCCCACGUUGACCAAGAUAAUCGAACAGACCAAGAUCCUGCAAGGUCAGAUAGAGAAGGACAUUUCCAAGCGCUACAAAAACCGAGUGGUUAACCUGAUGGGGGCCAAUCUUUGAGCUUUUCCGAGGUUAAAUAAGAUGCUAAAUUUAUAACAGAAUACGUAGCCAUGUUUUAAAUGCAAAAUGUAUCUGUUUAUUGUUCACAAUAUAUUUUUUCCUGAUAAGUGUAGUUUACACGAGGAUGACCGUCUAUUAUUGGAAAUUAGUGAUUUAUUGUUUCUUGGUUUUUUUUUUUAUGCGGUAAAUGUUUGCGAGUUAAAAUGAGAAAGUAAAAAAAAAAUAGUAAAUAUAAAAUCUUCUAGCACGUUUGUUUUCUUCUACUAAACAAGGCAAAUUAUCCACAAAAUGUAAUACAGUAUCAACAACGAUAAUAACUUAUAGAUGAAAUAGUCAAAAAGCGACUCCCUCUUUCGCAAUUAAAUCUUCUUUUUUUUUCUUCUCUAUAAUCCGAUCAAUCUUUCUAAAUCAUCGCAUAAUAGAACCCUACACUACUUCCUCUUCAAUAAUCGCGCGGUUAUUAUAGCAUGUAAUAGUUACAUCGAAUAUCUGAAAUGAACAUCACUUCGGUGUGUUUCGUUAUUUAUUCCCACUGUCGACAAAGUUU